This is a messenger RNA of Suillus paluster, 714 nucleotides long. RefSeq lists its product as uncharacterized. The record is from RefSeq and is a predicted model, not a curated record. The transcript is spliced from 8 exons. The coding region runs from base 1 to 714 and encodes 237 amino acids. NCBI's taxonomy places the organism in Eukaryota, Fungi, Basidiomycota, Agaricomycetes, Boletales, Suillaceae.
AUGACCACUUCCAUCUCUACCUCAAGUCACAAGAAGCGCAAGCAUCCAACCAUAACACUUUCUGUAUCUCCUGUAUUCGCCAGUAAUCUACGCGCGGGCGUGGAGGAAAUGUUAGAUAGCAUGAUUAUGCGAUAUAUCCCGUCCUUGAGUGCGAGCAUAAAUGCCGACUGCCCUUUCGCGAUCUGUAACGUCGGUUUCGAUGCUACGGUCUGGAGUCCAAGUAUAGCCAUGAAACUUGCUGGCAAAAUUAUUCUGUAUUCUCCUGACCAUGUUUCACUGCUUAUCCAUCGUACAUUCAACAACAUCUGGGAAUUCGAAUAUGGUCCUGCGGAAAAUGAUCCCGAGUAUGGAGAAGCUGCUGCAGAGGCUUCCGUCGAUAGAGAAGGGGAUACGGGAAUGAAAGAUAUUGAGGGUGAGAAGGCGGAAGGUGAAGAAGUAGCGGAGACGAGCGGACAAUGGGUACACCGUGUGACGGGUACGAAGCUUGGCGGAGCAGACGGAUAUUUAGAAUUUACAGUCAUUGGAAAAACUGUGGCGAACGAAAUGCUCUCUCUUCAGGGAUCGAUACAGCCUGAUCCCUUCUCUGAAGAGCACUUACCCAACUCUGCUACACAAUCAGGCAAAAGCUCCCUGCAAGAACACCAUCCGGGGCCUUCCUCCCAUCCACGGAGAAAAGCUCAUGCCAGUAGCCUCGUUUCCGUUUCGAAACUGUGA